AUGGAUGAAGAAGCUGAAGAUCGUCCAGCUGGCGGAGUUGACAUUACAACAUUUGUUCCACCGCAUCUCGGAAGAAUUCAUCAUCCGAGAUCGAUUUUCAAAGUCAAUCAGAUUUGUCCGGUUCAUGGAGAUACUUCAGAAAGUCUUGAGGGUGGGUUCGGGGCAAUUUUGAAACAAAAUUCGGGUAUUUAGGCAUAAUUAGGUUGAAUAUGAGAAAAUUUCAAGAGCUACGAACAAUUUUCAGUCAAAAUCUGAAAUUUACAGAAUUUCAAAAACUUCUGAAUGAAUAAGGUUUAAUCUCAUUUGUUUUUAUUUGCUUCAAAAAACUCCAAAAUUUCAGAAUCGUGGCUAUCAAAAUUGACCAAUCGCUCCCCAACAUCUCAAAUUCCACCAACCGGUUCUUCUGCUUAUCAAAAUUGCGUGUGUUUCAAAAUUCCAAAACGAGUUCGUUUUGCUGCUUAUCCAUCGACAAGUUCAACAACUAAUUCGUCGAUUUUUGCCGCCAGCAAAACACCCACCAAAUUUUGA
Messenger RNA from Caenorhabditis angaria, 528 nucleotides. The record is from the annotation of a GenBank genome assembly. NCBI's taxonomy places the organism in Eukaryota, Metazoa, Nematoda, Chromadorea, Rhabditida, Rhabditidae.